This is a messenger RNA of Sorex fumeus (smoky shrew), 1503 nucleotides long. RefSeq names its product PITH domain containing 1 (gene PITHD1). The transcript is spliced from 6 exons. Gene Ontology annotation, cellular component: nucleus. The coding region runs from base 69 to 704 and encodes 211 amino acids. NCBI's taxonomy places the organism in Eukaryota, Metazoa, Chordata, Mammalia, Eulipotyphla, Soricidae. The record is from RefSeq and is a predicted model, not a curated record.
CGGGCAGCGGCUGCGGCAGCGGCGGCGGCGGCGGCGGCGGGCCGAGGGCUCCGGCGGGCGGCGGCGCCAUGUCGCACGGCCACAGUCACGGCGGGGGCGGCUGUCGCUGCGCCGCCGAGCGGGAGGAGCCGCCCGAGCAGCGCGGCCUGGCCUACGGCCUGUACCUGCGCAUCGACCUGGACCGGCUGCAGUGCCUGAACGAGAGCCUCGAGGGCAGCGGGCGCGGCGUCUUCAAGCCGUGGGAGGAGCGGACCGACCGCUCCAAGUUUGUUGAAAGUGAUGCAGAUGAAGAGCUUCUGUUUAAUAUUCCAUUUACAGGCAAUGUCAAGCUCAAGGGCAUCAUUAUCAUGGGAGAGGAUGAUGACUCACACCCCUCCGAGAUGAGACUGUACAAGAACAUUCCACAGAUGUCCUUUGAUGAUACUGACAGGGAGCCAGAUCAGACUUUCAGUCUGAACAGGGAUCUUACAGGAGAAUUAGAGUAUGCUACAAAGAUUUCUCGUUUUUCAAAUGUCUAUCAUCUCUCAAUUCAUAUUUCAAAAAACUUUGGAGCAGAUACCACAAAAGUCUUUUAUAUUGGCCUGAGAGGAGAAUGGACUGAGCUUCGCCGACAUGAGGUGACCAUCUGCAAUUAUGAAGCAUCAGCUAACCCAGCAGACCACAAAGUCCAUCAGGUGACCCCACAAACACACUUCAUUUCUUAAGGACUGACCAAAGCUCCCACCGAGGGGCUCUGUCAGUGAAGAUGUAUGACAGCCUGUUGGGAAGAACAAAGAAGCGGGGCUCCAGAGAGCGACGGCUGCCACGGCCUCUGUCCUGCUUUGUCUUUGAGGCCUUGCUGCAGAAGCCAGGCCUACUGAAGAGUCCACACCUCCGGGAAGGGUGGUGUGGCUGCGGGAGGACGAUCGUGGUUCUCUCAGGCACUGCCAAAAUUAGGUCUUGGCUGGUCAGCAGCUGGCAGUCAUGAGUAAUGCCUGUCUUUCCCAGUCAGUGUGGCCGUGGGAUCCCAAGUGUCUUGUUGCUUUGUGGCAGGAUUUUUAUGUGACUUGUUUUUAAAAAAUGGAAACUAUUCCUGGGCUGCGGUAAAUUUUUGUGAAACCUCCUCAGCCUUGUGUUUGUAUUAGCCAUCAGGAGGGUCUCCAACUUGAAAUUCUUGUCCCUGCUUGCUUAUUCUCCCUGUCAUUCAGUAUUCUUGUCACGUUAUCCAGCUUGGCUCUGUCGUGCAAAAGUGUCCCCUGGUUAGAGCUCAAAGAGCAAGAAUAUCCUGGUGAUGCUUAAGAGCUUGGGGUGAAGAUGUUUUUCCUAAGGUUAAGCAGUCUGGGGAGAAUAUGGGAAUCAUUUCUGUUUGUGGAUAUCCUGGUCAAAGUAAGAUUGGGAUUUUGCUAAGAUUCCCCUUAGGAUGUUCUUAAUGUUAUUUAGCUUCUAACUAGUGUUAUAAGCUCAAUGAUAGAAUUUGGAGAUCUCAGUUCUUCUGUUGAUGGCAUUUUAUUCACUGUGACUAAU